GAUCGGAACACCUUCCCUUGACGCACAGCGCGUAACACACAAUCCAUUUAGAAGACCUCGUCGAACAUUGCUGGCGCAUAUUCACAGGCGCAUCUUCCAUCUGCGGAUCUUUGUCCCUAUCGUGAGCUGCUGAUGAGCACGGUCCCUUUGCGCGCAACGCACCCUAAAGGGUUAUGCCACGAAAGCAGAGAGUUAGAAGACCGGGCUCUCUCACAGACCUACAACCGCUACGCAUACUCACACAGAUCGUACUUUUGCAGGUAGCAUAUUAUGCGUCUGCAGCAAUAUUGAUCCUUUUUACCGCACUUGUGGCCGGAAGACCAGUCCGACUCGAUCUUCUCCUCAGCUGGCACAGUCUCAGAGGCGACACAACCGUUGGAUGGACGCUUGGCUUGGUGUGGAUGCUUAACAGCCUUUUCACCGUGGUGCCCAUACUCCUUCUCGUUGCACGCUCGAAGCUCGUUCUUGACUUUGCAUUAACCAUCCACUUCUUGCAUCUCAUUGUCACAUCUUUAUAUACACAUGCCAUACCGUCCUACUGGUUCUGGUGGGCGCUUCAAGCAGCUAGCGCGGGCUUGAUGGCAAGUCUCGGGAUCUGGGCAUGUCAAUGGAGAGAGCUUCGCCCGAUCAGCUUUGGCGGACGACCGAUUCUGCCAGCGGUAGAUAACAGUGAACAGACUGACCCAGAGGCUGCCGAUAACGGUGAAGGUUUCGUUCGAGGUCGUGGCCGAGGAAGAGGCAGAGACGGCUCUGGCGUUUACGAGAUGGUGAGCAUAUCUGAACAAAGCGAAAGCACUGUUUAGAAAUGGGAGAUAAUGUAUAACUACUGGAGAAAAGAAUCUUUGCAUAGCAAGGCGUUUUGCGGGCAUUUGUAUGAUCUCUAAGGGUAUUUAGCGAAGACCACAGAGUGGUAGAGACAAUGUUAGACGUUAGUUACGUCAUAGAAUUAUGAAUUGCUAAAUUCGUAAACCAUGAGGAAUAGACCACAGCCUGAAGUGACGGCGGCAGAAUGGGAUCGAUACAAACUGGAGAAGAGGACAUAUAAAGGGAAAAUUAUGUUGAUAACGGGAAUAACCAAGCCUGCUGAGGGUCCAGAAGAAGAGACUGGUAGUUAUAAUGCCUU
This is a messenger RNA of Verruconis gallopava, 1123 nucleotides long. RefSeq lists its product as uncharacterized. Gene Ontology annotation, cellular component: trans-Golgi network; Golgi membrane. The transcript has 2 exons. Gene Ontology annotation, biological process: Golgi to endosome transport; Golgi to plasma membrane protein transport; protein localization to Golgi apparatus. The coding region runs from base 174 to 803 and encodes 209 amino acids. Lineage: Eukaryota; Fungi; Ascomycota; Dothideomycetes; Venturiales; Sympoventuriaceae. The record is from RefSeq and is a predicted model, not a curated record.